This is a messenger RNA of Rubroshorea leprosula, 2109 nucleotides long. NCBI's taxonomy places the organism in Eukaryota, Viridiplantae, Streptophyta, Magnoliopsida, Malvales, Dipterocarpaceae. The record is from the annotation of a GenBank genome assembly.
UGAUGUCCACAGCCGCACAGCGUAUGGUAGCUAUUUAGGGGAUAAAACGUCAUCGUUUAAUCCGGAAUUUGGUCAACCGUAGUUCCUCUUGCAACACCGACGGGAUUCGAAGUAGGGUUUUUGUUCUCCUCCAUAAUAACGGUAACGGAAGAAAAAAAAAUCCAGAAAUCAGAAGUCCCAUAGAUUUGAUCCCAGGAUCUCUCCUCCUUCAAGGGGAAGAGAAAAGGGGAAAUUUUGGUGAAAUUUUGGUGCUUUGUGCGAGGAGGAAGAACAUAGAUAGAGUUUGCAGCUGCAGGGACUCCAAUGGCGUCGCGUUUCCAGGCGGCGACUCUGGUUGCUUCCCCGUCCUACCCCAAUUCCAUCGCCUGGUCCGACGAGAACCUGAUUGCCGUUGCCUCCGGUCACGUCGUCACCAUUCUGAAUGCAGCAUUGCCUCUUGGACCUCGAGGACUGAUAACUGUUCAUAAAAGUGAACCUUAUCCCAUUGGGGUCGUCAAAGAAGAAGAUUUAUUAUCGGGGCCUCUGUUGUCCACUUGUUUGAGUCGGGAUCCCCUUCCUUGUGUUCGAUCAAUUUCAUGGUCACCUAUUGGAAUGGCUCCUAACUCGGGGUGCUUGCUGGCUGUUUGCACCUUAGAAGGACAUGUAAAGCUUUAUCGUCCCCCAUUUUGUGAUUUCUGUGCUGAGUGGAUAGAGACUUUUGAUAUAACAGACAGGCUUUAUGAUUAUCAUGGAAGCAUAAGUUUCACAAAGCAAGGCAUUCCUUCCUUAGUAAUUUCUGAUGAGCCAGAGGGAAACCACGGUCACAGCGAUGAUCCACCAUACUCUGUUUCAGGAAACGAGCAGAAGCGAAGAAGGGUGAAUCCAUCUGGUGCAACCAGCACAGCUGGAUCAGAGGCUUCUUGGAAUCAAUUAUCAUAUCAUAGAAGAGGCAAGGACAUCAGUGCUGGCCCAAGUGCUUCCUUAGGAACAGAGGGACAAGGGUUGCAUGAGGUACUAAAUGCUACACCUGACGAGCUGAUGGAGAAAAGUUCACAUCAGGCGGCUUCAGCAUCUAAAUCAAAAAGGAAGUCUGCAAACAAGACACCUGAAAAUUGCAACCUACCUUUGAUAAGUAUAGAUCAAUAUGCUUCUCGUAAUGCAAUGCUAGCAUCAAUUGUGGUUUCCUGGUCUCCAAUGCUCAAAUUGUCUUCUAAAAUCUGUCUAAUUCCUGAAGACAACUCUUCCAACUGGUUCUCUCUAUUAGCAGUUGGUACAAAAUCUGGUAAAAUUUCAUUCUGGAGAAUUCAUGCACCACACAGCUAUUCGAUUGAGCAAAGUCAGGUCCCAACCAGUGCAACACUUGUUGGGCUCCUCCAGGCACACAACUCAUGGAUCACAACAAUAAGUUGGGCCUUUCUUACUUCUGAUUCUUCAAAUCCCAUAGUUUUGUUAGCAACUGGGAGUUCUGAUGGAAGCGUAAGGAUCUGGCUAGGACAUGGGAAAGACUUCACAAAGUCAUCAGAAGUUAAUGAUGUUCCAUUUUUCCUGUCACAGGAGAUUGUAAGUGUUAAUUCUGUACCAGUCUCGGUAGUUUCACUUACUGCACCUGCUCAGUCACCCCAAAAUAUACUCUUGGCAAUGGGAAAAGGAUCUGGAGCUUUUGAAGUAUGGAGAGGUGACAUUGAUAGCAGAAAGUUUGAGAAAGCAGCUUCAUAUGAUGCUCAUGACCAAGUUAUUACAGGUUUAGCUUGGGCUUUUGAUGGACAUUGCUUGUACAGCUGCAGUCAGGAUAACUUUGUUCGUAGCUGGAUUUUAUGUGGUAGCUCUCUGUCAGAAGUUCCCAUUCCCCCAAGUGGUCCUGGUCUGAGGAGUUUUAAUGAUCUCCCAGACAUGUUUAUUUCAUGCCUUGGUGUGGCCUUAUCCCCUGGAAAUAUUGCAGUUGCUAUGGUUCGGAGUUUUGAUGUUGAUAAAUUGAAUCAAAUGUACGAAGCAAGGUGAGCAAAUGUGUUUGUUUUUUGAUUGGUUUAUCCAAGUUACAGUCUGUUGAUUGUGUAGAUAAGUGAAUUAAUUGCAUAUAAGUAUAGGACAUGAACGGAUUUUGAUAAUUGGCAAUAAAACAGUUGCACUAAG